AUGAGUGGUGGUCAACAACAACAACCAAUACUACCACCACCAGAACAACACUACCAACAACACCACCGACAACACCAAUGCUGUGUAUGCAAUGCUGGGACCUAUUGGACCCAUUCAGGUGUCUAAUCCUGUGCUAAACCCGCAUCAUCAUCCGCAUCAUCUCAUCAGCGACCAUCACCUGCACCAUCACAACAACAAUAGUAUAGCCGCUGUUCACGAUUAUGAUAACAUAGCAGCGGCUGCUGCAGCGCACCUGUACUACAAUAGCAGACAUAUCAAACAAGAGAUUUUCAGUGAUAGUGAUAGUCAGUGUCAGCCAUCAUCGGUGGUUACCCAGAACUGUCACUUGUCGUCGUUGUUUAAUAAGAGCCGAAUGUCCUAUGAGUCCAACAGACUAUUGAACUCCACUUCUUCUACUUCGGCUAACUCUAUGUAUUCAGUGAAGAAAGCGGCUCUGGUCUGGCCCGGGGCUCCAGACGCCGGAGUUCAUGGUAAAUCGUUAUCGUCGUCGGUCGGCAGUAUUGUGGCCAGUAUCGGCGGUACGCCAGUCAAAACGCCUCCACUGUCGUCGGUCGGCGCCGUUACGGCGUCCGGCCGACCCGUAUCGCCCAAUUCGGGUCUUGUCCAUUGGGUAUCAGUGAUGUCCGGCGGCGGCGGCAUCGAUCACGCUCACGGACCCAGUCCGGCCCACACUGGUAACCAUCAGCACCUGGACCAUUAUACCUGGAAUGCCGGUCCCAACAACAACAACAACAACAAUAAUAAUAGUGUAGAUGAAGGCCGCUCGGGAUCGGGUGGUGGCGGCGGCGGCUUAGACACAUCGCCCUCAUUGCACCACCAACUCUAUGGUAGUCACGCCGGCGGCAAUCGUCAUAAUAAUAAUAAUAAUAACAGUAGGCCUCAGUCGCCGAUGACGGCACAGCAGAUGCUUGUUGUGCCCCAACCACUCAAAUCGUCAAAUACUCUGACCAGUAGUGGUGCCACAACUAAUGGCACCGGCAGGAAAUACCAGUGCAAAAUGUGUCCACAGAUCUUCGGUUCAAAGGCCGACAUGCAAUUGCAUACACAGAUCCAUAUGAGAGAAGCCAAGCCAUACAAGUGCUCGCAAUGUUCAAAAUCAUUUGCCAAUUCAUCGUAUUUGUCUCAACACACACGAAUCCAUUUGGGUAUUAAGCCCUACCGGUGCGAAAUAUGUCAGCGAAAGUUUACCCAACUGUCCCAUCUGCAGCAACACAUACGCACGCAUACCGGUGACAAACCAUACAAGUGUCGACACCCGGGCUGUAAUAAGGCCUUUUCGCAGCUAUCGAAUCUGCAGAGCCAUUCCAGAUGUCAUCAGACGGAUAAGCCGUACAAAUGUAACAGUUGUUAUAAAUGUUUUACGGAUGAAACCAGUCUAUUGGAUCACAUACCGAAGCACAAAGAGUCCAAACAUCUUAAGACACAUAUUUGCCAGUAUUGCGGCAAAUCCUAUACACAGGAAACCUAUUUGGCUAAACAUAUGCAAAAACAUGCGGACAGAAUGGAAAAACGUUCGGCCGGACUGCUCCGCGGUAGCCACUCAACAGCGGCCGAUGUCUACUGGCCAAAAGGUUCGGUAAUCGGUGGUUCUGGCGGCGGAGGCGGUGGCGGCAACCAGAAUAACAACGAGUGUGUCGGCGAUCUUGUUGGCUCGCAUCUGCACCAUCAUCAUCAUCACCAUCAAACAGAACAGUCGUGUCUGGCAUCGGUACUCAACACUGACCAGUCGCCACCCGGCGGCGGUGGCCCUCGCUAUUCCCGUUCAGAGCUCGACCAGACAGUACAGCACCGAUUGUCUGGUGGCGGUGGACAGAAUCUAACAGGCAAUGGCCGCCAAAUGUCGGCCGACGAUCUCCUCUAUAAUAUCGAUCCGAAAACGUCUACUUCGGCUUUUACGCCCAUCCAGACGCUCAGCGGCGCCAAUGCCAAUGCCCGCAACGCGGCAGUGGCUGCCGCCUACUUUCCCUACGAGUCGUUUGGCUUUGCGACCAAAGCCGGCGGCGGCGGCGGAAUGUCCGGAAUGGUCAACGAAAUGAAGUCGGCAAUGGAUGUCAGCGGCAAAGGUGGCGGCCAUUCGUCAUUCCCGAACCAAUUGAUAGCAUUGCAUCAAAUCAGAAACUAUGCAUCGAUGCCAUCAUCGGCGGCGUCGGCCAUUGGCGACCAUCCCUUAUCUUUAAAGGACAAACACUCGCAAUAAUAAUAAUAAUUAAUAAUAAU
Oppia nitens is the source of this 2238-nucleotide messenger RNA. Its product is annotated as zinc finger protein rotund-like. Bases 92 to 2218 code for a protein of 708 amino acids. Lineage: Eukaryota; Metazoa; Arthropoda; Arachnida; Sarcoptiformes; Oppiidae. The transcript has 4 exons. Gene Ontology annotation, molecular function: RNA polymerase II cis-regulatory region sequence-specific DNA binding; DNA-binding transcription factor activity, RNA polymerase II-specific. Gene Ontology annotation, biological process: central nervous system development; regulation of transcription by RNA polymerase II. The record is from RefSeq and is a predicted model, not a curated record. Gene Ontology annotation, cellular component: nucleus.